AAGAAAAUCAUUUGCAGUCGCAUUAUUUGCAGUCGGUCACACACCAACAAACCAAGCAGUCUGCUUGUUUGCGAUUUGUCAAAGAGGGUGUUCGAGGGAAAUAACUGCGAUGGCAACGCGAAGCUUUCUGCUAAAAAACGAACGUAUACUGUCCCAUUUAUUGCGUCGUAGUCAGUUGUGCAAUAUUCGGCCUCAGGUAGUCACCUAUUCGAAUCAACAGUCUUCAAAGAAAUCUGAUGAAACCAUCGAUGAGAAACCAGUUCCGUUCACGUCCAGUAAAGCAGCAAACUUCAACUCAGAAGAUAAUACUGUCAACUCAGGGCGUACAAAUAAGCCAGAGUUUGAGCAUAUUAUUGUUAAACUAAGUAUAUUUGCUUUCCUUGUUUAUUUUUGCAUUCUUAGAGAGGAAAAUGAUUGGGAUCUGAAUAUGAGUUCCAGUUUAAUAGAAUCAGUGCCAGAUAUGGAGUUGAUCAUGUUGAGGAAUAAGAGGAAGUUUGCGUCAGAUUCAGAUCCAUUUACUGAAACUGACAGGUUAAGAUUAGAAGAGUUAGAGAAACAAUUGUAACUCCAGUAGUUAUGCUCGAUGACAUAAUAAUUUACUAGUGUCCUAGAAGUGAUACAUAAACAGAAAAUAGAUCCUUCAAAACUCUAAAUCAAUUUAUUCAUAAAAAUUGAACUAACUAUAAAAUGGAAUAGGUUCAAUGUUGGCAAGAAAGUACAAUCAAGAGGAAGCAUGUCAAUACUCACCAAUGGUGGGCCAAUCUCCACCAAAGAAAAACAAAUUGUUUAUUGUUAGAUAUUGUAAAUAAAUCAUAAACGAUCUUAACAACAGCCCAAA
Molecule: messenger RNA, 838 nt
Organism: Thrips palmi
Lineage: Eukaryota; Metazoa; Arthropoda; Insecta; Thysanoptera; Thripidae
Exons: 2
Coding region: 110-565 (151 amino acids)
Source: RefSeq, a predicted model, not a curated record